This is a messenger RNA of Poecilia latipinna (sailfin molly), 925 nucleotides long. RefSeq names its product S100 calcium binding protein V2 (gene s100v2). NCBI's taxonomy places the organism in Eukaryota, Metazoa, Chordata, Actinopteri, Cyprinodontiformes, Poeciliidae. The transcript has 3 exons. The coding region runs from base 107 to 415 and encodes 102 amino acids. The record is from RefSeq and is a predicted model, not a curated record.
CUCCUACCUGCAGAGGGAGGAUCCAGGAGAGCUGCCAACUUGUGACAGACGCGGUGCUCCACUGACACACAGCAGACUUUACAGGAAGACACUCCAUACAGCCGACAUGCCUGGGUAUUCUGAGUUGGAGAAAGCGAUUAACACUCUGGUCAGCCAGUUCCACUCGGCCUCAGCAGACAACAGCCCAACACUGAAAACAGAAGAGUUCAAAGGUCUUUUGUCCUCCAACAUGCCAAAUCUGGUGAAGGGGAUCAACACAGAACAGGGACUGGGAGAGAUUCUGCGGAAGAUGGGUGUAGCAGAUGGAGAGGGCAUCUCUUUCAAACACUUCUGGAGCUUAAUCGAGUCAGUCGCCUCCAACCAGCAUAGCCUCCUCAGCCAGGCAGGUUCAUCUUGCAACUGCAUCCUCCUGUGAAGGGCAGGCUUUCAGCUCGUCGGCAAGCUUUCUAGUCUGGAGUUAAAAAUUGAUCUAUCUUUCAUACUUACAUUUUAAUCAAUAUAACAAAUGUCCAAUAUUAUUUCAACCACAACAUAUGGUUUCCAACCCUGAUCAAGGAAGGGGCUUGUUAUAAAAUCAUGUUAUCAUGUCGUAAUUAUCAUUCCCCUGUCACUGUCAUGAAAUCACAUUUUUUGAGAUAAAAUACAACUGGAAAGUAUACUUAAUUAAACAAUAUUUUAUUAAUCCCCAGAUUUUUAUGUUGUUCAUCUGCUGGAGGUGAACAAUCUGAAGAAAAAACAUGUGCAUCUGCCAGCUAGCCCAUCAUGCUCAAGAUUAACAUUGACAGAUAACACAAUAAUGUCAUUUUGCUACGUUAAAAAAACUGAAAUUUAUAUGUUAUUGUUACAUUGUUUUAUCAUAAAUGUUAACAUAUCUAAUCACACAAAUUGAAACCCUUCUUGGUUUAAAAAUAAAAACAUUUUAGUU